Molecule: messenger RNA, 1263 nt
Organism: Sinocyclocheilus anshuiensis
Lineage: Eukaryota; Metazoa; Chordata; Actinopteri; Cypriniformes; Cyprinidae
Product: NADH dehydrogenase [ubiquinone] 1 alpha subcomplex subunit 10, mitochondrial-like
Exons: 11
Coding region: 1-1110 (369 amino acids)
Biological process (GO): mitochondrial electron transport, NADH to ubiquinone
Cellular component (GO): cytoplasm; respiratory chain complex I
Source: RefSeq, a predicted model, not a curated record
AUGUUUUAUACACUUAAGGCUCAAAUCCACACAAGUGCUGUCAGUAACCUGCGGUAUGGAUGGUGGGCUUAUGCUCUGGGGGAGAGGACAACCUCCCGCUUCAAGGAAAACAGCAAAAUCAUUUCAAUUGAUGGCAACUUGGCAUGUGGAAAGGGAGCGCUUGCGCAAAAAUUGUCUGAUAAACUCGGGAUGCUGUACAUGCCCGAGCCAGACAUACACUAUGUGGACAAAAUGACAAAGGAGAAAGUUCCUCUAGAUAAGGCUUUUAAUGGAAACUGCAGUCUGGAGAAGUUUUACUUGGAACCCAAAGCCAGUGACGGUAACUCUUACCGCCUGCAGUGUUGGAUGUACCUCAUGAGGCUGCUACAGUACUCUGAUGCUGUUGAACACCUGCUCUCUACAGGACAGGGAGUUAUUCUGGAACGAUCUCCAUUUAGUGACAUUGUAUUUUUGGAGGCCAUGUUCAAAGAAGGCUUCAUCCGAAAGCAGUGUGUGGAUCACUAUAAUGAGGUUAAGGGUGUCAGUAUCUGUGAGUUUCUGCCCCCUCAUCUGGUCGUCUAUGUGGACUUACCUGCUGAAGAGGUCCAGAAAAAUCUCAAGGCAUCAGGAAAGGAAGAGAUUAUUAAAUUAGUGAUAGGCUUCAUCCGAAAGCAGUGUGUGGAUCACUAUAAUGAGGUUAAGGGUGUCAGUAUCUGUGAGUUUCUGCCCCCUCAUCUGGUCGUCUAUGUGGACUUACCUGCUGAAGAGGUCCAGAAAAAUCUCAAGGCAUCAGGAAAGGGUUGUGGUUCUGAUGAAGAGGCAGAGGUCCUUGCCUAUGACGCAACCCAAGCCCAGGACAUUGAGAGGGUUGUGGAGGAUAUCGAGUACCUCAAGUUUGAGAAGGGCCCUUGGCUGGAGCAAGAUGACGUCACUUUCCACCAUAUUCGAAUGCUGGUGGAGGACAAGCAAAGAAUAGCCAACAUGACCUGCAUCCCCAGAUAUCUUCCAGAAGUCACAGUCGGUGCUCAUGAGUUUGAUGCUGCCUACUAUGCUUUCAAAUCGCUCCCAGGAAAGAAGUACGCUGAAGGUUAUAAUGAAGACGUCGGGGACAAAGGCAUCUGGCUGAAGUGAGAAACGCUGUUGUCGCUGGAGGGAAGGACAUCUGAAAGACAGAUUCCUUGUGGUAUUUCAGCUGUUCGUCCAUGUCUUGUGGGGAAAGAUAUAUUCUGCUCUUAUACAGCUGAAGAUAUCAUUGUACAUUGCUAUUCAAAUAUUUAUUGUAUA